Molecule: messenger RNA, 994 nt
Organism: Nymphaea colorata (pocket water lily)
Lineage: Eukaryota; Viridiplantae; Streptophyta; Magnoliopsida; Nymphaeales; Nymphaeaceae
Product: sigma factor binding protein 1, chloroplastic-like
Exons: 1
Coding region: 219-656 (145 amino acids)
Source: RefSeq, a predicted model, not a curated record
UGAACCGUCCUCAUCUUUUCCAGCCCCUCCAAACCCUAACUUCCUCUAUAUAAGGAGCCGCACAUGACUCACUAACACAGGCAGCGGCCAGGCAGUAUCAUCCCUCUCUACCUCGCCUCCUUCUCCGCCUAAUCAACUCCACGGCCUGCUGAUUCUACUGCACAUUUAAAUAAUAUUCCUUCGGCACCAACACCGAAGACCAUUCGCCGGCAAGUUAAAUGGAUCGCCUCGGCGUCCGGAAUAAGAGGGCCAACAAGAAGCCGAUCAAGGUAGUGUACAUAGCAAACCCCAAGAUGGUGAAAGCAAGUGCCGCUGAUUUCAGGGCUCUAGUGCAGGAGCUCACCGGAAACAUUGGAAGCGGUGGUAGGACCAUAACAUCAUCACCGCCACCAAUUAGCUCGCCCGAUGAGAACAACAUGAUAAGGCCUUCACAGGUUGAUGAAAUUAUGAGCCCGAGAGCCGUAGUUUACCCUGUGGCAGAGACGAUAGGCAGCGACGAGCGGCCGCUAAGCGCGGACUACCGCUGCUUCCCCGCCGAGCUGUCCCUUGAAGACCUGAUCUUGCAACAGAUCAUGCUGGAAGGUUCUACAGUAUUUGAAAGCCAUGGUCCUUUUACGAGUCAGCUUGUGAAUUAUGAGCCUUUGAUUUGGAGUUAGUAAUAUGGUACCGAAUUCUUGUUGUGCGUGCAGGCCAACUAGAUUUGCGAAUUAGUUUGUGAGGCUCAGUUGUCGCGUUCCUCACUCGUUGUUAUUAUUCUAUGGUCCCAAAAUGAAGAAUAGUGUUAACUAAGUUGCCUUUGGUGGUUGAUAAAAUAUCUCAACUGUAUCUGUACAUUAAUGGCCGCAAACGUUGCUGCUUUAUGAAGCUCUAAAGUUGAUUAGAAACAUAAUCGUGGCCUUGAGGUUGGUGUUUUCUUUUAGCUGUAGCAAAUGUGACAGGCUCCAAUUUCUAUUGUAUUUAAAUUAUCUGGAUCGAGCUACCUCCAUUAUUGCUA